Molecule: messenger RNA, 1997 nt
Organism: Folsomia candida
Lineage: Eukaryota; Metazoa; Arthropoda; Collembola; Entomobryomorpha; Isotomidae
Gene: alien
Product: COP9 signalosome complex subunit 2
Exons: 9
Coding region: 293-1621 (442 amino acids)
Biological process (GO): protein deneddylation
Cellular component (GO): COP9 signalosome
Molecular function (GO): protein binding
Source: RefSeq, a predicted model, not a curated record
CAACACAGCAAGUCCAACUCAAAACUUAAAUAUCUGAUUACUUACUUAUCUGAAGGCUUAUCAACUUUAGUGAUAAUUAGCUAACAAGUAAUUUUCUAUCUUUUACGAAUCCAUCUCCCACCAGUGGCGUUUGAUAUGUGGGUGUGAUUAAAAUUGCCGUCCGUCAAACCCAGCCCGGUCUGUCAUUGUUUUGAGCCAGGGCUUUUAUAGUCGAUCAUACGGAUUUUGUUAUUGUUUUGGUGUUAAUUAAUUUGGUUAACGUAAGUAAUUAAGUGAUAGUUUAUAGUCGAAGAUGUCGGACGUGGAUGAUUUCAUGGACGAUGAGGAAGAUUAUGGAUUGGAAUACUCCGAGGACAGCAACUCCGAGCCAGAUGUAGACCUUGAGAAUCAAUAUUAUAAUUCGAAAGCGUUAAAGGAAGAGGAUCCCAAGGCUGCUCUGAACUCGUUUCAACGAGUUUUGGACCUAGAACAUAGUGAAAAGGGGGAAUGGGGAUUUAAAGCUUUGAAACAGAUGAUAAAAAUCAAUUUUAGAGUUACAAAUUAUGCCGAGAUGAUGAACCGAUACAAGCAACUGUUGACCUACAUCAAAACGGCGGUUACUCGGAAUCAUAGCGAGAAAUCCAUCAAUUCAAUUCUUGAUUACAUCUCAAAUUCUAGAAACAUGGAACUGCUUCAAAACUUUUAUGAGACGACUUUGGAUGCGUUGAAGGACGCAAAGAAUGACAGGCUAUGGUUUAAGACGAAUACAAAACUAGGAAAAUUGUACUAUGAUCGAGGAGAUUAUCAGAAAUUGGCACGAAUUCUGAAACAAUUACACCAAUCUUGUCAGACUGAUGAGGGUGAAGAUGAUUUGAAGAAAGGCACUCAACUUUUGGAAAUUUAUGCUUUGGAAAUUCAAAUGUACACAGCUCAGAAAAACAAUAAAAAGUUAAAAGCAUUGUAUGAACAAUCGCUUCAUAUCAAGUCUGCCAUUCCACAUCCUCUUAUUAUGGGGGUUAUCCGAGAAUGCGGAGGAAAAAUGCACUUGCGUGAAGGCGAGUUCGAGAAGGCUCACACUGAUUUCUUUGAAGCGUUUAAAAAUUAUGAUGAAUCUGGAAAUCCCCGCAGAACCACGUGUCUUAAGUAUCUUGUCUUAGCAAAUAUGUUAAUGAAAUCUGGAAUAAAUCCGUUCGACUCCCAAGAAGCCAAGCCUUACAAAAACGACCCGGAUAUUUUGGCUAUGACUAACUUGGUUUCUGCCUAUCAAAACAAUGAUAUUACCGAGUUUGAAAAAAUAUUAAAACAAAAUCGGUCUAAUAUUAUGGACGAUCCCUUCAUCAGAGAACACAUUGAAGAUCUAUUGAGGAAUAUUCGUACCCAAGUGCUCAUAAAGUUGAUUAAACCUUACACACGGAUUCACAUCCCGUUCAUUUCAAAAGAGUUAAACAUUGAUGCUAGUGAAGUCGAAGCGUUGUUGGUUUCCUGCAUAUUAGACAAUACGGUACGAGGAAAAAUUGAUCAAGUGAAUCUUGUCCUUGAACUGAAACACGAGUCUGGGUCCGACUUUUCCAGAUAUUCUGCUCUAAACAAGUGGACCUCUCAACUCUCUUCUUUACAUUCAUCCAUCGUUUCGAAGAUUUAACCUUAGUUUUUCAGCAAAACAACAAUUUUAAUAAAACAAGCUAUCAAUUUCUGAUAUAGCUUCCAAGCUUACGAAGUUCAGCAUAUGCAUGUAUAAAUGCAUGACUGUCAAAACAAAAUACGAAAAUUGUUAAAAAUUAUUAUAUACCACCACCAGUUUCAGAAUUGUAAGCAUUAAAUGCACCUUUAUUUAUACCAACUAAAUUCAGAUUUAUAGCUCGCCACGAUUGUUUCAUCCGUAAAAAUAUCCCUCUUUAUAUCCUGUUUGUUCUUAAAACUAAAUAAAUCUGAAUUGCAUGAUUUCCAACAUUGCAAAAGAAAAUGUAAUAAUAUACAAGUGAUUGAUGAAAUAAAAUGAAAUAAUAUUUGCGCAAAAA